Molecule: messenger RNA, 2047 nt
Organism: Triplophysa rosa
Lineage: Eukaryota; Metazoa; Chordata; Actinopteri; Cypriniformes; Nemacheilidae
Product: natural killer cell receptor 2B4-like
Exons: 6
Coding region: 377-1288 (303 amino acids)
Source: RefSeq, a predicted model, not a curated record
UGCGAGCGAAGGGCGAGACCUUCUGUGUGCAUUUGCCGGUGUUGUACCGAAAUUCGACUCCCCGAGCGAUUACGAACCCCCUACUUCUGAUUGGUUCAUUCGCUUAGGUUGCUGCUUUGUGAUUGGUCCCUAUCUUUAAAUCCCGCCCCAACGCCUAAUCCUAACUCUAACCUUGCGUAGGGGAAAACGGGGUCGUGGUAAUCUCACGGGAGUCUGAUUUUGAUACAACACCGGCGAUGCUCUGUGCGGGUUUGCGUGUGGUUCCAUUUAGAUUAAAUGUGUUAUUUGGUCUGGAUCUUCGUCUUUCCGAAAAGAAAUGAAGAGUUAGAUCUCUCGGAUUCACCAGCAUGUGGGAUUUAAUAAUCUUUUGAUCAGAAUGUUGAGGAAUAGCAUUUGCGCAACAACCUUAUUUUAUUUGUUAUUUUUUAUAUUAGUCAUGAACGGUGUGUCUGGUGUUGAUGAAGUGAAGUCAGUGAUGGAGGGAGAUUCUGUCACUCUACACACUCAUCUCACUCACAUACAGAGAGACGAUCAGAUACUGUGGAUGUUUGGACCUCGUAUAGCUGAAAUCUAUAAGGAAAGCAUUGAUAUGUUUGAUAGUAGCAAGACAUUUGGAGACAGACUGAAGCUGAACAGUCAGACCGGAUCUCUCACCAUCACAAACAUCAGAACGGAACAUACUGGACUUUAUAAACUACAGAUCCGCAGUUACAGAGGAGAUUCAGACAAGAUAUUCAACGUCACUGUCUAUGCUCGUCUGCCUGUUCCUGUAAUCAUCAUCAGAAACUCUUCUCAAUGUUCUUCAUCAUCAGAAAGAUCUUCAGUGUCAAAAUGUGUGUUGUUGUGUUCAGUGAUGAAUGUGACACAUGUGAGUCUCUCCUGGUACAAAGGAAAGAGUUUAUUGUCCAGCAUCAGUGUGUCUGAUCUCAACAUCAGACUCUCUCUACCUCUGGAGGUGGAAUAUCAGGAUACAAACACAUACAGAUGUGUCGUCAACAAUCCCAUCACAAACCACACACAACAUCUCAACAUCAAUGAUGUCUGUCAGACGUGUUCAGGCCAUUUUUCGGAGGCGAUCUAUGCAACAAUUAUUUCAGUAUUUAUGAUUGUACUCGCAGCUGGGUUGCUCUUAUUGUACAGGAAGCGCAAGCAAGCGAGUGACCAAAAAGGUCUUGAAACAAGAGAAGAGGAAGAGGUACAAUACACUGAUACAGUGUUUCACAGACAAAAUGAACAAAAGAAGACAGCUAAUGGUACAGAUGAAACUGUAUAUUCCAGCGUCAUAUGAGGCACUGAUCGAUCGAACAGCUCUCAUCCUAAUGUAAUUUUCCUGCGUUUGUCUGCUUUAAGACUCUAAAUACAAGAAAACAUCUUUGUAGCUGUAAUGUUGGUUUUGGGUUGUGUUUUAGUUUGUGAUGUCUUGUCUCUUAUUUUGAUAGUUGUUUUGUAGUUGUUGUCUUAUGGUCAUUGUAGUUCCUUCAUGUGUUCUGAUUGGUUUAUUGUCAUCAGGUGUUUCUUGUUUAGUCAUUUAGUCUUGUGCUUGUAUAAGAUGCCCUCAUGUUUUCAUUGUCUCUUGUCUAGUUUUGUUCAUUGUAUUCAAUGUUGGUAAGCUUAUGGGUUUUUUAGCUCAUGUUUGCUUACUUUGUAUUUUGUUCCUGUUAUUCUGAGUUAAUAAACACUUCAUUUGGGUUCUUUUAAACUUGCCUUCAGUGGACUUGGCUACAGUAGCUGAUGGAUAAAUGGACUGGUCUGAUAUGACAAAGACAAGCUUUGUUCCGAGUAAAGGCAUGUGUUGGCAUUUGCCUGGCAAAUAGACUGGUUUGCAUAUGCAGUCAGCACAAAAACAAGUUAAAACUGAAACCAAACCACUGAUAUAUAUGUCCUCAAAGUUUAAUGAUAACAGGUGACCAGCACCAUUGCUGUUUGUUUGUUGCCCUCAGGCUAUCUUAUUUUUGUGUGAUCUCAGCGCUGUCAUUUCAAUUAAGUAUUUUAAUGCCUUAAUUAUUCUGUGUAAACUGUUCAAACGACAAAUACACAUCUUGCUUCG